CGAGGCGGCAGGUGAGUAUUGUUGAUCCUCAGCAUCGGUUCUAAUGCUCAUGGUAUGAUGCAUUGUCUCGGCGAUAUUGUAUGCAUUUAUAUAGCCCAUACGCAAAGACUAUGAUGCAACACGAGGACAGUGGACCCGUGCUGGAACUAUCCGACGUGGUCCACGACGAACCCUUGGGCGAAGAUGAUAGCCACGCUGCCUUCAACCACAUUAUUUCGUCGGCCAGCAUGGCCCACACAACCGAGCAUUACGCGUCCGGUCUAGAAGAUGAGGUCAAUGCCUUGGAGCAUCCGGGAUCCCAUUCGCCGACCUUGCUGCAGGAUGGAGAAGGUGUAGUGCCACCGUUCUCGGUUGAACAGCUUGAGCACGACCUCGUUGCUCUGCUCAGGCAGAACGAUCCUGUAGUAUCCUCCGCUCUUCUCAGCGUCGCGGCGCAACGACAAGGGCCCCAAGCCGUGACGGACCUGCCUUUGGCAGGUGAUCCUGCAAUGACGCAGCUGCAGAGCUUUGAUGCCCUAUGUCCGAGCCUGAGCGCACUAGCUGCAGUUCUUCACGCCGUGCAAACCGCAGGGGACCAGAGUGGACGGCCGACGCAAGACUUCGCCUCGUCAGGGCCCGACUUUGGACCCCAAUCCCUGGACGAGGAACACAUAAAGAAGCGGACACGAAACGCGCCGGCGUUUCACUCCCUAACCGUGGGUGAAGAUGUCCCUGGUCUGGUGAGUGCCAAUGGCGCUGGCAGCGGCAACGCCAGCGGGACGGAUGGCUCGGAAUACCUGUACGACGACGAAGGAGACAGCGAACAUGACGCAGAAGCGGACAUGACUAUCGGUCGAAUACGAUACUCUUCGUCUCCCGAUCCGGUCGGCUCUGCAGCAGAAGAAGAUCCGUCACCAGUCCCAAACGACUUCACCGAUAUCGGCGACAUUAUGCACCAUUAUACUCACUUUGACCAGGAGGACGAGGAGGAUGAGGUCGACCAGCUGGAUCCCGAGCCCGCUUCGUCGCCUUCUGGAGGCAACAUUCUAGCGCUCCCUCGCUAUCACCCUUUGCCACGGCCGGCUGCCCACGGGGAUGCAGCGGACGCUAUCCCGGAACUUGACGAGCUGGAGAGCGAUGGCGACCAGCCCGUCGCCUCGACAUCGAGGGGUGGUGGGCCUAGUGUUGCUGCAGAGAAGAGACCGAAGAAGCCCAAGGAGAGGAAAGAACCGGAGAAGGGUUCUCAGGCCCACGUAUGCGAGGAGUGCUCGAAGACGUUCAGUCGCCGGAGCGACAUGCUACGGCACAGACGCAUACAUACGGGCGACCGUCCGUUCGUAUGUCCGGAGACCGGCUGUGGGAAGACUUUCAUACAGCGAUCUGCAUUGCACGUACAUAUGCGUGUACACACCGGGGAGAAGCCGCACGUAUGCGAGUACCCUGGUUGCGGCAAGACUUUCGGCGAUUCCAGUAGCUUGGCUCGACAUCGACGGACUCACACCGGGAAGCGGCCGUACAAGUGCGAACACCCUAUAUGCGACAAGACAUUCACCCGUCGCACGACCUUGACCGCGCAUAUGAAGACGCAUGAUUCGACAUGGGAGCCGGACCCUAAUAUCAAGUACAACUUCAAGGCAAAGAAGGUCAAGCUUGAUAGUGCAGACCAAGACCAAGAGUUGGAAGCCUCUGUACGCACUCUUUCCGCGCUGCUCGCACAGGGCGAAUCACAGCCCGGCCCGUCGUCAGGCAAUCCGCCGAUUGAACCACAACUAGCGACAAGUAUAGGCGAGGAGCUCGCCGCAGCGCUCGCAGAGGCGCAGGCGCAAAUCUUCGAGGACGACGACGAGGAUGAUGACGAAGGUUCUAGUCCGGAGCUUAGCGGUAGCGAUUCCAUCGGUCCCAACAUGAGCGGGGUCAGGAACGAGGGCAGUGCGCUUCCAAGGGUCGAACGAGAGGGACCCCUCGAGGUGCGCUUGCAGGAUACGUUGGGAGAUGAUGAUGCGCUGGACUUUGCGAUACCUCUUCGAAAGCGGAAGACGGACGAUGUAGCGGCUGCUGUCACUGGUAAACGGAAACGAUAAUUGCUGUAUAGCAGAGACGUCACCCAAGAGCGAGUACCCAGUGUGCUAGAAGUGUAAGUAGAUGUCCAGCGGACGCACGCACCGCCGCUUU
Messenger RNA from Fomitopsis serialis, 2151 nucleotides. RefSeq lists its product as uncharacterized. Gene Ontology annotation, biological process: regulation of transcription by RNA polymerase II. Gene Ontology annotation, molecular function: RNA polymerase II cis-regulatory region sequence-specific DNA binding; DNA-binding transcription factor activity, RNA polymerase II-specific. The record is from RefSeq and is a predicted model, not a curated record. Gene Ontology annotation, cellular component: PcG protein complex; transcription regulator complex. The transcript has 3 exons. Lineage: Eukaryota; Fungi; Basidiomycota; Agaricomycetes; Polyporales; Fomitopsidaceae. The coding region runs from base 81 to 2060 and encodes 659 amino acids.